AUCCCACCCCCCAAAAUAAGACGGUGUUCAAACCCCCAAAUCCCACACCGGCCGCCACCAAAAGCUCCGCCAUUCCCAUUCCCAUUCCCAUCCCCAGCGAUAAUAGGCCUCCUCCUCUCCCCCUAAACCAAAACCAAAACCAAAACCUCCCCUCCCGAGUCCGACCGGCCGAUCCGCUUCUCCCGCGCCCCGCCGGUGGAGGUUUCGAGGCCGGUGCGGCGGCGGGAUUCCGGCGGCGCUGGCCCUCGGCUGCGAAUCCGGCGUCGGCGCGGCGAAGGCGCGUCGUGCGCGGGCGCCUGCUGCUGCAAUGAGGCGGCGCUCCGUGCUGCCGUCCCACCACGACGACGCGGAGAAGGGCGGCGGGAAGCCGCCGCAGUCGCGCCUCUGCUUCCUCGCCACGCUCUGCGUCAUGUUCUGGGUCCUCAUCUUCUACUUCCACUUCUCCGUCCUCGCCCCCGACCCCGACGCGCGGCCCGUCGCCGUCGCCACCCAGGCCCGCAUUGCCCACGACCACCUCCCGGACCGCGUCUUCAACCACGACGGCCUUCUCCGCACCCCGCCCGCCGCCGUCGGCAAGGAGGAGGCGCCCGCCGCCGUCGUCGGCAAGGAAGAGGCGCCUGUGGCGGUCGUCGGCAAGGAGGAGGCGCCCGCGGCUGUCGUCGGCAAGGAGGAGGCGCCCGCGGCCGUCGUCGGUAAGGAGGCGCCCGCGGCCGUCGUCGAGAAGGAGGAGGCGCCCGCCGCCGUCGUCGAGAAGGAGGAGGCGCCUGUGGCCGUCGUCGGCAAGGAGGAGGUGCCCGCGGCCGUCGUCGGCAAGGAGGAGGCGCCCGCGGCCGUCGCCGAGAAGGAGGAGGCGCCCCCGAAGGAGUACCCGUUCCAGCGGGCGCUCAAGAUGGCGGAGAACGCGAGCGACCCGUGCGGCGGCCGGUACAUCUACGUGCACGAGCUGCCGCCGCGCUUCAACGAGGACAUGCUCCGGGAGUGCCACAGCCUCAGCGUCUGGACCAACAUGUGCAAGUUCACGGGCAACGACGGUCUCGGCCCGCCGCUGAGCAACGAGGACGGUGUUUUCUCCAACACCGGCUGGUAUGCCACCAACCAGUUCGCCGUCGAUGUCAUCUUCGGCAACCGGAUGAAGCAGUACGAGUGCCUCACCAAGGACUCGUCCAUCGCCGCGGCGGUGUUCGUGCCCUUCUACGCCGGGUUUGAUGUGGCAAGGUAUCUCUGGGGGUAUAACAUUUCGAUGAGGGACGCUGCGCCGCAUGAUCUGGUGGAUUGGUUGAGGAAGAGGCCCGAGUGGAAUGUGAUGGGUGGGCGUGACCAUUUCUUGGUUGGGGGAAGGAUUGCGUGGGAUUUCAGGCGAUUGACAGACGAAGAAUCUGACUGGGGCAACAAGCUGCUGUUCAUGCCGGCUGCGAAGAAUAUGUCAAUGCUGGUGGUGGAGUCAAGCCCAUGGAAUGCCAAUGAUUUUGCGGUGCCAUAUCCGACUUACUUUCACCCUGCCAAAGAUGAGGAUGUUUUCCUUUGGCAAGAUAGAAUGAGGAGCCUGGAGAGGCCAUGGCUGUUCUCAUUCGCAGGGGCUCCUCGUCCUGGUGAUCCAAUGUCUAUCAGAGGGCAGCUCAUCGAUCAGUGCAGGACAUCAAGUUUCUGUAAAUUGUUGGAGUGUGACCUUGGAGAGAGCAAGUGCCACUCCCCAAGUGCAAUCAUGAAGAUGUUCCAGAGCUCUUUAUUCUGCUUGCAGCCCCAGGGUGAUUCCUAUACUAGAAGAUCUGCCUUCGACUCAAUGUUGGCUGGCUGCAUACCUGUUUUCUUCCAUCCUGGUUCAGCAUAUGUCCAGUAUACAUGGCAUCUUCCGAAGAAUUAUACGAGUUACUCGGUCUUCAUCCCUGAAGGUGGCGUCCGUGAUGGAAAUGUCAGUGUUGAGGAGAUACUGAGAAGUAUCCAUCCAGACGUUGUCAAGCAGAUGAGAGAAGAGGUUAUAAAUCUCAUACCAAAGGUGAUAUAUGCUGAUCCAAGGUCGAAACUGGAAACGCUAAAGGACGCGUUUGAUGUUUCGGUUUCGGCAAUCAUCAACAAAGUGACACAAUUGAGAAGAGAUAUCAUCUCUGGCAGCGAAGAUAAAGAUUUUAUUGAAGAGAAUAGCUGGAAGUAUGAACUGUUAGAAGGACAGCGGACAGUUGGACCUCAUGAGUGGGAUCCAUUCUUCUCGAAGCCCAAGCCCAAAGACAAGGGUGCAGAUUCUGGUAAUUCAUCAGCUGAAGCGGCCAAGAAUUCUUGGAAAAUCGAACGAGGAGACCAGAAUUAGACCGCACAGCUGACUGCUCUUAGAGAUGAGCAAAACAGCUAUCCUAGCUGACGGUGCUCUGAUGCAAAUCCGCGGUAAAGAAUCCUUAGAUGCUGUAGCCUUGGUGAUCAUGUAUGUUGUUGAUGAUCCAGCCCCUGCAGCCGGUGUAAGAAAUGUUACCACCAAAAGUCCUUGAGAAAAUAUGGCACAUGGCCUUUCCUUUGCCUCUACAGAUAUACUUUUUCAUACUAGAAUUUUCAUUUGUUUCGUUUGCCCAAUAACGCUAUGUAAAUCCUUGCAAGAUCUAGUGGUAUGUCAAUUUUGUUGCUGUCCUGUUUUCA
Molecule: messenger RNA, 2622 nt
Organism: Triticum dicoccoides
Lineage: Eukaryota; Viridiplantae; Streptophyta; Magnoliopsida; Poales; Poaceae
Product: xyloglucan galactosyltransferase KATAMARI1 homolog
Exons: 1
Coding region: 308-2302 (664 amino acids)
Molecular function (GO): glycosyltransferase activity
Source: RefSeq, a predicted model, not a curated record